GUUCAAUUUUUCGUAACACUAUUAGAACAGAACGGUUUACAUGGAGACAUCAUAUAUAUUCUAAGAUAUCGCGAAACUGUUAUCAGCAUACUAAAGCUCAAAAUUGAUUAGACGAGUCGAUUUCGACUCGGGAGUAAUAUUUUUUCAACAAAAAUGCAUUUACCUCGAAAUAUUAUAUUUUAAGAAAACAGUAAAGUGAUGAUACUUGCCUUUAAAUACCAAUACUUGGCCAGUCACCUGAAACACAAUAUUAUCAUUGCAUUAUCCUUCAUUUUCUAUUCCGUAAAAUAAUGGCAAAAACUCCAGAGACAGAACACCCUAUCAAGGCCUUCGGAUGGGCCACCAAAGACCCAUCUGGCAUUCUUUCUCCUUUCAACUUCUCCAGAAGGGCCACUGGUGAGCGUGAUGUACAGUUAAAAAUUUUGUACUGUGGGGUGUGCCAUUCAGAUCUUCACAUGGCCAAGAAUGAGCUUGGCUUCACCCAAUACCCCAUGGUGCCCGGGCAUGAGAUUGUAGGAACUGUUACUGAAGUAGGAAACAAGGUGACAAAAUUCAAAAUCGGUGAUCGUGUAGGGGUCGGUUGCCUGGUGGGGUCGUGUCGCGAGUGUAGCUUGUGUGAAAAAGAUCUCGAAAACUAUUGCGCCAAACAGAUCCUUACCUAUAGCAUGCCUUACUAUGACGGCACCAUCACGCAAGGCGGCUAUUCGGACAUCAUGGUGGCUGACGAGCACUUUGUUGUCAGAUGGCCCGACGACUUGCCCCUCGACGCUGGUGCCCCACUCCUAUGCGCCGGAAUCACCACCUACAGCCCGCUUAAGCAUUUCGGGCUCGACAAGCCCGGGAUCAGUGUUGGGGUCGUCGGGUUAGGCGGGUUGGGCCACCUCGCGGUCAAGUUCGCCAAGGCCUUUGGGUGUCGGGUGACCGUCAUUAGUACUUCGGUGAGUAAAAAGGCGGAGGCUAUCGAGAAGCUUGGGGUGGACGAGUUCUUGGUCAGCCUUGACUCGAAACAGAUGCAGGAUGCGGCGGGCACGUUGGAUGGUAUAAUUGACACCGUCUCAGCGACUCAUUCACUUUUCCCGUUGGUGAGUUUGUUGAAGCCUGACGGGAAGCUAAUCUUAGUCGGACUCCCACAGAGCCUAGAAGUCCCGGUUUUUCCCUUGCUUAUAGGGAGGAGGGCUAUAAUCGGAAGUGCAAUCGGAGGACUUAAAGAGACGCAAGAGAUGAUUGAUUUUGCGGCUGAGCACAACAUAUUACCGGACGUGGAGAUGAUCCAGAUGGAUUACGUGAACAAGGCCAUGGAGCGCCUAUUGAAGUCCGAUGUGAAGUAUCGUUUUGUUAUCGACAUUGGGAAUACGUUGAAACAGGAGUGAGUAGAGUUAUGAUUGGUAUAAGGUUUUCAUAAUAAGGUUUUUAACAGUGGUGAGCCUGUUGUUAUGAGCUUUCUGUUGGCAUUCAAGUUAAUGUAAGAGAUGAAUUAGAUGCUUGUGCUUUUGUUUGAUAUUACUUGGACAAUUAUUGCUCCUACAGUCCUACUUUUUAUUUUUUAUCAAAACGAUAGAUUUUAUAAAAAUAUAUAUGUUCAUGGACCGCUUUCUUUUUGAGUUGCUUAAAAUCAUUAAUUGUUGAAAAGUAAUGAGAUUGACUUUGACCAAUA
Molecule: messenger RNA, 1654 nt
Organism: Striga asiatica
Lineage: Eukaryota; Viridiplantae; Streptophyta; Magnoliopsida; Lamiales; Orobanchaceae
Source: the annotation of a GenBank genome assembly